Prunus mume (Japanese apricot) is the source of this 582-nucleotide messenger RNA. The record is from RefSeq and is a predicted model, not a curated record. Lineage: Eukaryota; Viridiplantae; Streptophyta; Magnoliopsida; Rosales; Rosaceae.
AUGGCCAACUCUACAGAAACAGCUUUGGAAGGCCUCCCACGGCUUCCAAUCAUCAGCCAAGCUUCCAAGGCUGAAACCUCCCGACUGACCCCAUUGUCUGCAGUUGCACCCUCUCGCUUUCUUCCACUACUUAAACAUUCUAGGGUGCAAGUUCAUAUGCCUCUGGACACAAUCCAUGAGGAAGAACCAGCUGAUGAUAUUAAUAUUAUUGUUGAGAAUAAUCUUGAGAAAGCUUGGUGUGUGGCAAAGCCAGCAGCACCACAACAAGCACUGCAGUCAGCUCUGGACUAUGCCUGUAACUAUGCAGAUUGCAGCCCUACAAAGAAAGGAGGUUCUUGCUAUGACCCGGAUAGGCCAGUGCACCAUGCCUCAUUUGCCAUGAAUGCUUACUACCAGAAGAUGGGAAGAAACCAAUGGAAUUGUCAUUUUAACGAUACUAGUCUCAUUUCCUUGGCAGAUCCAAGUUACAAUCCCUGCUGCCAAUUUGUGAGUGGAGGAUCAGGACCUCCACUGCCACAGGAAAAGGAGGUUUUGGUGAUUGCAUCUGUGCCUGAGUCAGACCGAAAGGAAAAUGGUAUUUGA